AUGACUUCUUUCCGCCGCCGCUCAGUUCGAUCCAACUCGAGCUCAGACACCUGUCGGAGCUCAACCAGUGAAUCCUCGAGCUCGGCUGCAUCACAGAACCAGUCUCUGUCAAAGCGGAAAGAAUCAAAGUCACGGUUUUUGUCCUCCUUCAAGGACUGGAUGUCCACAAGCGAGCCGUCAACGCAGGCUCUUAAGCAGCACAAGCUGGAUACAUAUAGAAAGGCCGGCGUCGCCCUGGACGACCCCCAGGCCAACGCCAAGCUGCACAUACCCCUCUGCCGCAUACCAGAGGAAGCCAUCAAACCGUGCGGCCGCGGUGUCGAGCCGGAGGAGGCCAUCGUGCGCCGCAUGGCGGAGAAGCGCAAGGCCCGGAACUCGUGUUCCGGAUCGCGCAGCUCGGGUUCCUACUCGUCGCAUUCGUCUCGUGGGAUAAGCAGCAAGGUGGCGCCCUUUGAUUUCGACCGGCCUGACCCGUUCGGUCCUUCGAGAUAG
Thyridium curvatum is the source of this 492-nucleotide messenger RNA. RefSeq lists its product as uncharacterized. The record is from RefSeq and is a predicted model, not a curated record. NCBI's taxonomy places the organism in Eukaryota, Fungi, Ascomycota, Sordariomycetes, Thyridiales, Thyridiaceae. The coding region runs from base 1 to 492 and encodes 163 amino acids. The transcript has a single exon.